GAAAAGAGCAGCUGCCUGAGUGAGUGAAUGAAGGAAACGCAACGGAGAAACCAUGAAUGAGGAAUUCAUAUCUGAAAAGUAUGAUCUUGCCUUGCUCAUCGAGGAAAACUCCAAAGUUCCAGUUUAUCAGAGGAAAUUAAAGGAUCUUCAAAACCAGUACCACAGUGUAAGGAAGACACGGGCAGAUGGGAGUUGUUUUUACAGAGGACUUUGCUUUGCUUAUCUGGAAUUUCUCCUGGGCAAAAAGCAAGAAAUUCUUAGAUUUAAACAUCUUGUGGUCCAGAGUAAGAGUGAAGUCCUAAUGGCUGGGUUUCAAGAACACUUGUUUAAACACCACUAUGAAACUUUUCUUAGCAUUGUAGAGCUGGCAGAACUAGAUGGGUCUAUCUCCAGUCUUCUAAAAGCCUUCAACCAGCCGUGCUCCUCAGACAGCGUUGUGCUUUACGUGAGACUUGUAACAUCUGCCUAUCUUAGGAACCGCACCGAAUUCUACCAGCACUUUAUCAGAGAAGGAAUGACUGUUGUGGAUUUCUGUGCACAGAACGUGGAACAAAUGGCUACUGAGUGUGACCACAUCCAGAUUAUUGCCCUAACGCAAGCUCUCGAAAUUCCUCUUCAGGUGGAAUAUGUGGAUAAAACAGAUAACGUGAUUAAUCAUCAUAUAUUUCCUGAAGGACGUAGUCCCUCUGUUUUCAUGUUGUUUCUGGAACAUCACUUCAAUAUACUGUACAGAGAAGAGGUACAAAAAGAAGAGAAUGCGGAGAGUUCAAAACAUUAAGAAAUGAAUGAACUGAAAUAUUUUUAUACAUAUAAUGUAAAUCAUCUAAAAAAUAAACAAAUCAGUAUUUUCUGUGUUUAACACAGUUCUCUACAUAGCAUACUUCUAUAAUUCUCUGAGGGAGUUAUUUAUCAAAUAAUGCAAAAAACUAAAGAAAAUAAAUAUUUUUUUACUAUAAAAUCCAAAUUUUUAUUGGAAAAAAACCAUAGAAUUUUUCUAGAUUUAAUAUUCCCCUGAAGUUGCUAAAAGUCAGAAUCCAAAAAUAUUCCAUCUUCAACCUGUCGAGGCCCUAUAGAAUUGAUAAUUUGGACAUUUCUGGGUUUUCCGCGGAUUUCAUGAAAAAUUCUGACUUUUCAGGCUUUUCUGACUUUUUUAAUGAUAAAUAAGGGUAAAUCGUGGAUUCUAGUUUGGUCUGAUUUUUUUUUUAUUAAUCAGAAAUAUUCGGAUUUUAGUAAAUAACCCCCUAAGUUAACUAGUUUGGUCAUAUAGAGAGAUGGAAGCAGGACAUUAUAGACUGAUUGAACUGAAACGCACAAUCCAUGGCUUUUGUACUGGCUCUGUACAUUCUACUUAGUGCUCUUAAACAACCUAAUAAUUGUAUGGAAAAUAAAAAAAAGGCAUAUAAGCCAUUAUCGCAUUCUGAAAAAGGUACCUUGACCAAAAGACUAAAUUGAUAAAAGUGCCUAGCUUUAUUGCAUACUAAAAACAUAACAAUUUAAUGUGUCCUUCGCUAGAAUGCCAACAAAAUAAUGAUACAGUACCUGAAUAAACAAACUGAAUGCUGAAACUAUAGUAUCAGAAGUCUAAAAUAACGAGGAUGUAUCAAUACACAGAAAAUUACGAUAAUGUGCUUGCAACAACAUUAUAUAAGGGCCAUAUGCACUAUAAAUCUGCCCACUUAUACCCAAAUAACUAUAAUUUUGUCUUCUUUCUUUUCAUCAUUUACAGGUGCUACAGGGAUGUUAUUUACUGAGAUGCUUUAGUUUUCAUUGUCACUCUAUAUUUCUGCUGUUCUGUUGGUUUUUAUGUCAGUUGUAUGAAUGUAUCCCAACAGAGGGAAGGCUUUUUUUUUUUUAAUGCAUUUUGACAUUUAAAUUCAUGGGCUAAUUUUCGGCUUCCAUUUCAUAAACAUAUUUAAAGCACGAGCA
Molecule: messenger RNA, 1926 nt
Organism: Xenopus laevis (African clawed frog)
Lineage: Eukaryota; Metazoa; Chordata; Amphibia; Anura; Pipidae
Gene: otub2.S
Product: OTU deubiquitinase, ubiquitin aldehyde binding 2 S homeolog
Biological process (GO): protein deubiquitination; negative regulation of double-strand break repair; protein K48-linked deubiquitination
Cellular component (GO): nucleus
Molecular function (GO): hydrolase activity; cysteine-type deubiquitinase activity; ubiquitin binding
Source: RefSeq, marked provisional